GCAGCUGCAGGCAGCAAGCAAAAGGCAGGAGCCGAGCUCAGGCGAAACACUAGGACGCGGCUUCUAGCCGCCCAAGCCGCCCUGCCCCUGCUCAGCUUCCUCUACCUCUACCCUUGGGCGGACGAGAGCCGCUGGGGGGAGGACAGCGCCAGCCUGCUGUUGCUGCCCCCGGCGCCGGCGGCUACAAGGCUUGGAGGACGGGGAGGAGGAGAGGCAGGCAGGAGGAGCAAGGGCUGUGGAGGCGGCGGCGGCGGCGGCGGCAGCCACAGCCACCCUUAUGCCGAGAGGAUGCUGGAGAGCGGCAGCUGCAAAGCUCUGAAGGAGGGGGUGCUGGAGAAGCGCAGCGACGGGCUGCUGCAACUGUGGAAGAAGAAAUGCUGCAUCCUCACCGAGGAGGGUCUGCUGCUCAUUCCUCCCAAACAGCUGCAGCAGCAGCAGCAACAGCAGCAGCAGCAGCAGCAGCAGGGGGCCGCGGCAGAGCAACCCCAGCCGAGCCCUCCAGCCACAGCCGCCGGCCUCGAGCCACCUGCAAAGCUCAAGGAGUUGCAUUUCUCCAAUAUGAAGACGGUGGACUGCGUGGAGCGCAAAGGCAAAUACAUGUACUUCACUGUGGUCAUGGCUGAGGGCAAGGAGAUCGACUUUCGGUGCCCCCAGGACCAGGGCUGGAACGCAGAGAUCACGCUGCAGAUGGUGCAGUACAAAAACCGUCAGGCCAUCCUAGCCGUGAAGUCCACUCGGCAGAAACAGCAGCACCUAGUGCAGCAGCAGCAGCAGCAGCAGCAGCAGCUUUCGCGGGACCAAUAUCCCCACCCGCAUUCUCACUCCCAUCAGCACCCGAACCCGCACGCACAACCCCAGCAGCUGCCUCCGCCACCAGCUCAACAGCAGCUGCCGGGCCACCGCCUCCUUCGAAGCACCUCCAACUCCGCCUGAAAGGGGCUCAGCUGCUUCCUCACGCAAACCAGACCAGGUUGAAUUAAAGAAUUCUUCGGAAAGAACUUCUUCAGUUGGUCGGAAAAAUAAAAAAACAACUCCUUCACCAGACUUGGACUUCACCUUUGUGGUAACCUGUGGCUUGCUCUCCAUCCUAAUUAGUUUUCUGCAGAGCCCUCAUCAUAAUGCAGGGAAGAAUUUAGAGUCAUGAAGACUUUUGACGGUUAAUUAUGAACUUUGGACGGUUUUUAACCUUUGACGGUUAUUUAUGAAUCUUCUAGAUUGUUGGGACUUUCUAGGAGAAUUGAUGUAUUGUAAUUUAAUUUGAAUGUAUUUUAAUUUGAAAUUAUUUAUUAGUUUUUCUUAAUUCUCAGACAUUUCUGAAUGUAGGCCAUUUUCAAGAAACAAUUUGUCAAACCCCAUUUGUCAAAGCCAAAUUCUGAUCCUUGAAGAUGUGGGAUCUCAGAAGAUGUGGGGAAAAAGAGACAGGAAUGAAGACUUUAAUAAGGAUACCAGGCUGAAUGUCAGGUUGCCAGGUUGACUAUGAUGGUUUAGGUUUUUUAUUUGAGCUAUAUUUUGGGUAGAAUUUAGUUAAAAUCAGUUGGGUAUUUAUAAGAAAGUUUCUUUGAAAGAGAACAAAAUUUGGUUUCAAAAUAUUUAUUUGAAAAUCAUCUAGCUGGGGGCAGCUAGAUAGAUAGUGCAAUGAAAUUAGGAGUUCAAAUGGUUCAAAUCUGUCCAUUAUACUUCCUGUGUAACCCUGGUCAAGUCAAUUGCCUCUGGGGGAAAAAAAUCAUCCAGCUGUUUCAAAGAAACCCCCUGUGGGGGUGAAAAACUUUAGCUAUUAUCCACAUGGCAGACUUGCCAUGUGGAUUUGGUUGUGAUUCAUUAACUUAAAAAUAUUAAAUUAUUUUGAAAAGGAAGCAGGAAAGAGAAUGGUCCAAGUUUUGAACCAUUUUGGUUUUUUGACCUUAUGUGAGUAUGAGCUUUCGCCAAUCCAAUUGUUUGAUUUGAAUUUAAUUAUCUGACCUUUUUUUUGCAUUGCUUUUUGAAGAAUUCCUCAGUCCAGGUUGUGAAUAUUUGAAAAGAUAGCAUUCAUAACAAAAAAGCUACUUUUUUUGUUUUGUAGAUCUGCAAGAUGUGAAAAAAUCCUUGGUAUUACAAACUCUGUAAUUAGAAAAAGAAAAUGAGAGAAAGUAUAGUUUACAAACUAUAUAGUUAUUAUAAUAAUAAGAAUAAUUAUAAUAAUAAGAAAAUAUAGUUUAUAAACUGAUAAAAGUCUUAAAGUUUGAAAACUUUUUUCCCUUAAUUAAAAAAAAAAACAAAAACCAACAAUCCUAAAUCUGAUACCAGAUUUUGACCAAUAUUGUAGAUUGCUGAGCACUCAAAAAAGGUCAAGAUUGUUGCUUGGAUUAGAGCAGAUAGAUUUAUUUAUACUCUAUACAUUUAAGUAAGUAGAUUGUAACUUUAGAGUCAGUCCACAAAACAGUCAUAGCGACUUUCCUAGAGUCAUCAUGCCUUAGCAUCUCUACUAAAACCAUCAGUUUUUCAAGUAAAUUGAUUUGCUUUUAAAGAAUCAUGUGGCUUUGAAAUGGGAUUGUGAAGGUCAUCUAGUCCAGCCUUGUCCUUAUAAGCCUAAAAUUUAUUAUCUAUUCACAGUGAUUCACCUAGCAAAAUGAUUCAUUACCUAGCAAAGCAACUCUUUUAAAUUUGGUAAAUUCAUAUGCUAUGAUUAAGAUUUGUACUGGGUAUGAAGUGCUUUAUUAUUAUUUUAUUUAUUUAUAUUUUAUAAUUUUUUUAAUGCACAUAAAUCCAUUUAAAAAAAAUAAAGGGUGAAUUGUUUCUGUAACUGGGAAAACAAUUAUCUAUCUGCAUCCUAGAGUUAGAAUUGGAAAAGUUUCCUUUCAAUUUACAAAUUAGAAAUUUGGUCACAGGUCACAUAGCUAGGCAUUCCUUAGCAACUAGCCUGACUCUUAUUUAAUGUGCUCAUGUAUAGUCUGGUUUCUUCGAUGGAAGUCACCAGUCUGGUGGCUCUGAUUGUGUUUGACCAUCUACUUUUUGAGCAGAUUUUUAUGUUUUGGAGGUCAUUCGAAUAAUUGGAAGGAUCAUAGAAUUUAAUUUACAGAGAACUUUAGAGAACAGAGUUGUGCCUCCUUAAAACAAGUCCCCAGUCAUGCAGUGGGAGAGGUAGGAAAGCAGCUAAUGAACAUGUCAAAUAAGUGAGAUAGUAAUAGAUUAUAUUUUUUUAGGUUUGCAAAAUGAUUCACAUUCAUUAUGUCACUCUAGGUCCCUAAAUUGGUGAAGUAGAAAGUGGGUCACUUCUCUCAUUUUACAGUCAUGAUAGAGUCUCAGGACUUUUGGCUCAAGUAUUUUCUUAUAUUUCUAGCACAUGACAGUAAUGACUUAUAAUGAAUUGCACAGCAUGGCACUUCAGAAAAAGUUGCCUGGCUUUGGAUAUUUGGGUUUCAUUCUUGGACCUUCCAGGUGCCAUGCAAAUCACUCCACUUUCUGCAAUUGUGAAAUGAGGUUGUCUAUGACUAGAAAUUUUGCUUUAAGAAAAAAGUUUUUUUAAAAAGAUAUAAAUUAAAUUUUUUUUCAUUGUUUUACAUUUGUCAGGUGGGCAAUGCAAAGGAUCUACUUUGCACAAUGCAACUAUUUCCUUCCAAGGUCUCUGUAGCUCAUAUGCUUACUUAGAAAAUGCCUCCCCCUUACCAGCCCUCAAGGUCUUUUGAAGACCAAGAAAAUACCUUUCUCAUGGAGAUAAGUAAAUUUUCUCCUUUAAUCUAAGAUAAUAAAGGAAGGAGAACAUUUGAAAAAUCUAUUCAGACUGGGCAUUUGGAGAGUGAAAGAAAGGAAACUUGUGUAUCUUGAUCCUUGAAUGCUCUGUAUCUGGUAAGGACUCAAAUAUUUAUUGCUGCUACCCAGUAUCCCAGAUAUAUUUGAACAUGUUGUUUUGCUAUCCUUUGCUAUUCUAUCUCUUUUCUAGUACAGCAUUAGUACAGACAUGUCAGUCCUAUUUGUUACUCUCAUCACAGAGGUAUAUGCAUCACAACUCAGGCAGCCUGUUUAUAGAACUUCAAAACCAGCAGGAAUCAUUGGAUUCUCUGAGACAUGAUAAGACUUCAAAAUCUGCAGGAAUCAUUGAGUUGAAAAAUUGUUAAGACAAGACUAUUGCAAGGAAUAUUAGCAAAAUACAUAAUUGCUUGACAAGACUUGCUAGCUAGCUACUAUUGGGGAAGGUGGAGUUGAUACUUGGCUUUCAUAUUAUUUCAAUAUUAUUUAUUUUAUAAAUAAACAACUCAUAAGAAGUUCCAGAAAAAUUGUCAGAAAGUCUAUGAAAAAAACUCUGAAAUGCCUGAUUUUGGCUCUCUCCACAAGUGUCUGGACUCACACUUAACAAAUUUAAUAAAUGUUUACAUUAAAUGCCAUAAAAGAUGCAAAGUUAAAACUUUAUACUUGGGCAAUUAGAUUGCUGUGAGCUAACCUUUCCUGCUGAUAGUUUCUUUGUUCAGUUAUAUUUAAUUGUCCAAUAAUUUACUCUAGUUAUGUAUUAUUAUUUAAAAAUAGCGUGGAAGCCUUUUAGAAGAGCUCACCUAGUUAUUUUCAGGAAUUGGCCUCUGCCAAUAUUUCAGGAUUUCAUUUAUUGUUGUGUUCUUAGUGAUCAUACUAAAACUUUGACCAAUAAAAAUAUCUAAGAUGUAAAAUCAAUUAGCUGCAUCACUUUCAAAUCUUAAAUUAAAAGUUUUGUGAUUUGGUUUUAUCAUGUUCUCUAGGAGGAAUAAUUCUGCUAAUUCCAAACAAUGUAUGAUGUCAAAAUGGUUGAAAUGACCAUUAGUAUAUAUUUUUGAGAGGUAUUUUUUGUUUUCUUCUCAGAUGGUUUUCCUAGAGUCCUUUUCUGUCUUUGUUUCUAUGAAUAAUCUCCCCUCUUUUUUUUCUUUUUCUGGACAAUAGUUUUCAAAGUUAAUUUUUCACCAGUGAUGAUGGCAACUAGCACAAACUUAUAGAAAUGAUCUACUCAUUUGUUGAGAAAAUUGCUUAAAACACAGAGUCCAGUUUUUCCUGGAAAAGAAUCAUCCCAGUACAUCAUUCCAGAUCUACAGAUCUACACCCAGCUGAUAAAAGAUAUUUACAGUGUGUAGAACUGAAAGCUGUGAUGAAGCUAUGGAAAGUUUUGGUAACAAAAGGUCUUCUGAGAUUUCUUAAUAAUUGAUUUUCCAGAGGCAAGAUGACAAAUCUUUUGCCAAUUGUAUUCUUCACUCUCUUUUUCUUUAAGAUUCAUAACAGUUUCUGAAAAGUGGAAGAUAUAUAUCAAAAGAUAUAUCAAAAGUUUUCUAGUUUUCUUCCUUGUGAAGUGACUAGUGUUAUUUUAGCGUAAAUAAGAUAUCUGAAAGAUGUGAUUUAUUUUUCAUAUUUUUUCAAAAUACAUUCCAUUUCCAACAAAGAGAUAUCUAUUGAAAUGACCUAUUGGCUUCCAUAAAAACUUCAUAUACUAAUGUAUAUUAGUAUACACCACAGGUGCUAGCUGGAGAGAUGUUUCCAAAUGGUCUGAGAAUCUCAGAAGGCACUUUCUCCAAAGGGGGUGUUCUUUAACCUGUCUUCACAGAGAAAAAAAAGCACAUUUUUUUUUGAAGGGUUAGAGGUUUUAUUUUUGUUUUUGUUUUUUGACAUUCUGUGGGAUUUUCCAACAUGUGAUAAUUGGCAAGGGAAUUUGAAUUAGAUUUCAUAAUGCUGAUUUCUUUGUUACCUUAAAGAGCAUUGAUUUCCAAUCUGGCUUCUGUUUUAUUGGCUUUUUUGAUACAUUCCAGGGUUUCUUGACUCACUUUCCUGAGGAUUGGCCAAGAUGGUGGGUGGCGGUAGUGAUUGUGCUAAAGGAAAGCCUCUUACUGACAGAUCAUGCUGAUCUGUCAGACAGAUCUUACUAAUCAUUGUUGGCAUCCAAAAGAUUUUUAAAUAGGUGAGGGCAUUUAAUUAUUGGAGCACAGUGCUCCAAUAACUGAUGAUCUAGGUUUUCAAGAUUAAAAAAAAAUGGUAAGAGGAAAGUUUGCUACAAGAGGAGAGAAGUAUUGUGGUGGACUUUGCAAAUGACCUGGGUUCAAAUCAGAGGUCUCUUAUUUCCUGUGUGGCUUUGAGUAAGGCAAUUAACCCCUUUAAUUAGCACCUCUCUUUUGGGGAGUGAUUUAGAUGCUUUCAGUUAUCCAACACUUUAUGAUCCACUUGGAGUUUUCUUGGCAGAUAACUGGCUGGAUUUGCCAUUGCCUUCUCUAACUUGAUUUACAUAUGAGGAAAUUGAGACAAUCAGGGUAAAUAACUUACCCCAAUUCAUACAGUUAAUGAGUGUCUGAGGCCAGAUUUGAACUUAGGAAAAUGAGUCAGGAUGACUCCAGACCGGGAACCCACUGGUUGCCUAACUAUAUCCUUAAAUCUAAUUUAGCUCAACUAUAAAUUUAUAUGGUUGAGCUUGAUAACUCAAUUCAUUAUAAGUGAAAUUACUGUUAUGUGCUAGCUCACAAUUUUGUAGAAUUGUUGGAAAUAACCUCCUUCAGUGCACUGAGAAUAAAAACCUUUAACUUACACUGAAAUAGUGCUUUUGAGAUGUGCAAAGUCAUUUACAUUUGUUAUUUCAUUUAUUUGUUCCAAAGUAUUUCAUGAUUAGGUACUAUUAGCAUUUGAACGUGUAGUUGAGGAAAGUAAAGGUAAGGGAUGGUGCAAGGGAUAGAGCAUUAGCCCUAGAGUUAGGAGGACCUGCUGCCCAGGAUUACACAACUGGGAAAUAUCUGAAAAUUUACACCCAGGUUUUCCUGAUUCUAGCAUUUUCCUGCCCUCUCCUUACACCCCUUUUCCUCCUUCCUUCCUCCUGAAGGUCUGCUGAAAUAUAAUCAUCAAUGGAUCUCUCUUUGUGGGCUAAGAGAAAAUUUUAUUUGAAGAAGGAACUAUAAAGUAUUUGACAUUUUAACUGUUUAUACAAAACUAUUUAUGAUGUUAGUGAUCCCAAACACAUGACAUUAACUGGAGGUUAUGUCUCCAUCUCCAUAUCUUAGCACUUAAAAAAUACCAAGCUGAAAAACUUCCCAAGCAAAAUUUAGAUAGUUCCUAUUCUUAUUUCUGGUGAAAAAGUAUCAGAGGAUGUAAAUAACAGAGAUAGUAGGAUGAAAUGAAAGAGACUCCCAGAACUCUUGUCCAGUUGUUUCAGUCCUGUAUGGAGUACAGUACCCUAUACCCUGGAGUACCCUCUUUGGAGUAGUUUGCCAUUUCCUUCUUCAGUUUUUUUUACAGAUGAGCAAGUUAAGGUUAAGUGACUUAUUCAGAAUCACAGAUCUAGUAAGUGUCUGAGGCAAGAUUUUAACUCAAGUUUUCCUGGCUUGAGGCCUAGGGCUCUGUGCUAUCUAAAACUUCACUUUCCUUUGCCAUAAAAUAAGGUAAUUGGAUUAUAUUGAUUCUAAUUUUUGAUUAUUAUUUCAUUGAUUAUUCAUCAAAUAUUUUAAGAGAACUUCCAUGAUCCUGUGAUAGAAUUUCCUCAUUUAUAAAAUUGCUACUUGUAAAUGAAUCCCUAGGAAACCUACAGCUUUCAUAUUCUAGAGUUUCAUGGCUUGCCCAAGGUUACAUUGGGAACUUUAAGUACCACACUGUCAGCACCUCCCUUUCCUCUCCCCCAAAAAACAAAUCCAAGGCUUUCAUAACCCUCCCUUUUUUUUUUAUCUUGUUGACUCCUUUCUGUCAUCAGUCACAAUCUAAUAAAAAUGAAUCUCAAGAAUUUACCAUAAUAGAUAGUGAUUCCAUCAUUAUUAGUAAGUAUAUAGAAAGCCACAGUGUACAUCUUCCUUCAUCUUUCAGAUACUGAUUCAGUUAAACCAAGCUGGGAAGUUAAAGAUGUUAAAAAAUUUUUUUUUAAAUGGUGCUAGCAAUUUUUAGGUGUAUUGUGUGGUACAUGAUGGGCAGUUUUACAUUUCACUAUGGCAUGUUAGCUCAACUAGAAACAAUAUAAGGCAACUCUUGGGCUUUUGUAGUCAGCUGCUUGUGCUUUUGACCCAAUGCUGUGUUAGUACUUACUCAUAACAUCACUGUCUGUCAAAUCAUUUGAAAAAAGAAACCUUAGGCAGGAAACUAAUUGGGUCAUACAAUUAUGACUCGAACCCCUCUUCUGCUGAACUCUCAUUAGAGAAACUUGUCCUACAGGAAACAUUACAUUGAGAUAGUCUCCAUGGAGACUAUUUGGCCCAAGGGACUAAAGGUUGAUUAGCUACUAAAGAUGAAGAUCUCAGAUGGGAAAAACCUGAGAACUCUAGAGAACCAUGGAGCAUUGGAUCUAUUUUAGAGCAUCCUGGUUGAAUCUGGGAACACAAAACACCAAGUCUCUGGACUUGGUGUCAGGGAACCCCAGGUUCAGAUCUCUAGUUUUGGGCAUUUACUUUUAUAAAUAAGAUUUUGAUUUCCAUUUUUUCCCUCCCUUUCUCCUCUUGUCUCUCCCUGAAAUGAUAAUCUGAUAAAAGUUGUAUGUAUAUAAUCAUAUUAAACUAAUUUCCACAUUACUCAUGUUUUCCAGGCAUUCUGUUUACUAGCCAAGGAAGGGGAAUAUAACAGCUAGAGCAUUUAUUUGAUUAGGAUCAAAUACUGCUUGAGCAAGUGAUUACUAUGAAUUUCAGUUUCUUCAUUUACAGUAUGGAGAUAAUAAUAUUCAGUUCAGCUCAGUCAGUUUUCCCUCAUGUCCCACUCCCAGCCCAUUUGGGAUUUUCUUGGCAAAGAUACUGGAGUCUUUGCCAUUUCUUUCUCCAGCUCCUUUUACAGAUGAGGAAACGGAGGCAAAUAGGAUCAAGUGAUUCACUGCAUCACACAGCUAGUAAGUGUCUGAGGCCAGAUUUUAAAAGAUGAGACUUCCUGACAACAGACUCAGUACUCUAACCACUAUGUCAUCUAGUUGCCUUAUUAUAUUACUUAACCUUCUCACAGGGCUGUAAGGCUGUGAGAACCAAAUGUCAAUGCAAACCUUAAGGUUCUAUAUGCAUUUUUAUAACUACUACAUGUAAUAAUACCUUGGACAAGUACCUUCUGGGAACUAGGGUAUUCAGGGUUUUGACUUCUUAUUUCUAAAAUGAGGGACUUGGACUUGAUAUUUCAAGCUCUAAAUUCUAGGAUUUUCUGAUUCUCUUGGUAUUAUCUUCAUGUUACAUGGAUUGUCACAACCAGAAGAGGUUUUAAGGCUAGCUAUACCAGAUUAGAAUUGAAUUGAAACCAAGUAGGUGUCAUGCAUCCUUAUUAGCUAGAGUGUUUGUCUACUGAUAUUUAGCAUCUUUUGGACUCUAGAAAUCAAAUAUAAUUAUGCUCUACUCCAUUUGACCCUGCCAGAGACAUAAUAGCUGGAACAAACACUGUUCACAGAUUACUUUAAAUUACACAUUUCUUCACUACAAAACUGAUGGAUCUUUCCCUGUUAGAACAGCUGGUGGCAGGAAAUAAGUUCUACAUAAAGAUUUUUUAUUAUUUUUUUAUUGGGAAGGUUAAUUGCACUAACUCUUAAUGAACAAAGUCUGGGACCAGUAUGGUGAGUCCUUGGGAGUGGCUAAGGUCAGAAAAAGGGAGUUUUAUGGUAUCCCAACAGUCCAACCACCAAACUUCACCCACCUAAAGCAAAAGAAUUCAAACUUGCUACUCUCAAAUAAUUUUAACUUUGUGAUAGUAAAUUCUAAAGCAAGAUUUAUGCUUACUCAUGUAAACAUAGAAGAGAGUGACUCGUUGCUAGAGUAAAGAAAUUCCAGCUGGUGAUUAAUCACAUUAUUAAGGAGCCCAAUUUUUUCUUCUUGUUUCUGGUUUUGGGUGGCUGAAGAAAUGAUUCCUUAUAAAAUCUUGGCUUGGGUUUUUAAGGACACCUAUUUCAUCAUUAUUCUGUAUUGCUAAAACCAAACCAUUCUAUAGUGUUUGACUAAUCUUAAAAUACCUUUGAGAACUUAACAGAUAAAUUAGACCAUUGUCACAGAAGAAAUGGUAACAUUGUCUCUGAGUAUUUGUGAAUUUGUGAAUAGGAUUAAAUAGGUUUUGCUAAAUCAGCUACUAAUCAUUUCUAAUUUAGAAUAAUUUAGAAUUUAGAAUAAAAAAAUUUUAAAAUAUAGAUACUUGCAGAAGAAACAAACAAUGUGGAAUAAGAUCAGGUAUAUAUUGUCUCCAUCGUUUUAUCUGAUAUGGGAGUUAUUCUAAGGAUGCUUAAAAAUUUUUUUUUUAUUAAGCUUUUUUUUUUUUUUUUUUUUUUUUGCUAAGGCAAUUGGAGUUAAGUGACUUGCCCAGGGUCACACAGCCAGGAAGUGUUAAAUGUCAGAGACCAGAUUUGGUUCUCCUGAUUUCAGAGCUAGUCCACUGCACCACCUAGCUGCCCCAGGCUUUUUAUUUUUCAAAACAUAUGCAUAGAUAUUUCUUCAAUAUUAAUCUUUGUAAACCUUGUGUUCCAUUUCUCCCCUUCCCUCACCCUCUCCCCUAAAUGGCAAAUAGUGUAAACGUGGUAGAAAUAUAUGUUAAGUCCAAUAUAUGCAUACAUAUUUAUACAAUUAUCUUGCUGCACAAGAAAAAAAUCAAAUGAAAUCAGAAAAAAAAAUGAGAAAGAAAAUAAAAUGUAAGCAAACAAUAAAAAGAGUGAAAAUGUAAACCAUACUCAGUUCCUACCCAUAGGUAGGAGGUCUCUGGGUAUAGAUGGCUCUCUUCAUCACAAGGUUAUUGGAACUGACUUGGAUCAAAUCAUUGUUGAAAAGAGCCACAUCUAUCAGAAUUGAUCAUUGCAUAAUCUUGUGGUUGCCAUGUACAAUGAUCUCCUGGUUCUGCUCAUUUCACUUAUCAUCAGUCGCUCUAGUAAGUCUCUCCAGACCUCUCUGAAAUAAUUAUGUUUUUUAAAAAGAAAAUUAAAUCUUAAUGAAAACAUUCUCAAAAAUAUGUUUUUAAAUUAAUAAAAUAAACCACAGAAUAUGCUAAAGGAAAUUGAUUAUAAUGAAAUAUAACUAGUCUCUGAAUAAUGAAUCCCCUGAAGUGAUAGCAAGUAGUCAAAUUCACAUUUGGUUCCAGCUUAGUGCAAAUUAGUUCCAGUGGUGCAAAUCUGAAUAUUGUAUUCCAGGGAUUCAUUAUUCAUACUAAUUGGGACCUAGUGAUCCCAUGUAUUCAGUAGGCAUCUUGAUGUAGGUUUUUUAAAAUGACUUUGAGGACAGCUUUCUAUCCAUUAAUCUAUCCAUUAAUCCUCUGUCUCUUGGAAAAGAGGUAUGGAUGUGUGGGGAACAGCAUAUAUAAGGAAGUCAUAAAGCCCGGACUGAAGUAGAAGUCUAACAUUAAAAAAAAAGUUUGUAUGUAAAGAAGACAAGCUAGAUGUAAUCCUAAAAAAAGAAUAGAUCCCAGAUUACAUCUAGGGCAAACUCAAAUGCUGGGGGAUGAUAGUGACAGGAUAGUUUUCCUGUACUUUCAGAAUUAACCAGUCUACAUUCUGGGUCCAAAUCACAUUAGAUAUGGCUCUGAAAAGAACUUAGUGCUCUUGACUUCACUUAAGUAGAAGCUGCUGGAUGGUCACUCUCAUUUUUUGCAGAAUUCUUAUUCUGAUACUAAUUGUAUUGUAGAUUUUGAGGAGUCUUCCAAUUAAAAUUCAACAAUCCUAUCAUUUUUGAAAGCUUUGUUCUUGGAGUAUAAGCUCUGGAAAGUUCUUUCCAGGUGGAAAGGCUUUGAGUACAUCAUCUGUAUGCCUAACACCCGAGGAUCAGCUUAAUCUGGAGAGAAUCAUGUCUUCAUAGCUGACAGAGAGAUGCUAGAUUUUUUUUUUAUACAGAUAUUAUAAAGACCAUUUAUUGGGGGUGGAGAGAUGAAGAUUUAUAUGGGUGUGUACUAAUGAAAUGGGAAAGACACAGGGAGGAAGUGUGAUGUUCUGAUAAUUUCCAAAGAGCUUCAUACUUCACAUUUUCAUCACAUAACCCUUCAAAGUCAUCCUUCCAUAGCUUGAAGCAACAACAUAAGAGGUUUUAUUCUUGUAAGGGAGAAUCCUGGCUUCCAACAGUUCAGAAGGAUCCUAUUUCACUGUACUAGUGGUGAAGAACAAUGGGUUAUUCAUGGAGAAGAAAGAAGAGGAAAAGGAAGUGAAGAAGCAGCUUUUUUCUCAGCUUUCAGCACUUAUUUCUUUCCAGAUGAGAGACUAGAAAAAGAAAAUGGCAGAAAAUGAAGAGGAAAUGAAGUAUGACUUCUCAGGACUCAGAUUCCUUCUUCAAUGAUUGCCCUAAUUUUGUACCUUUGGGAUUGUGCAGUUAGUAAAUAGUCACCCAUUCAUUUCAUCGUCAGCCAGCAUCUUUUAGAAUGGUGGAGUCUGGGUGUAAUUCAAAUCAGUUCUACAAAAAGUAUCUACAAUGUGGAAGGCAAAAUCCUAGUUAUAAAGAGAACAAAGAAACAAACUAAAAAAAAACAAACCAAAAAAAUCCCUUGCCUGAAAGUAAUUUCUAUUGUAUAGACUAUAGCAACAUACCAAUAAAGAAAAAUGUUGUCUUGGCAA
Molecule: messenger RNA, 12424 nt
Organism: Antechinus flavipes (yellow-footed antechinus)
Lineage: Eukaryota; Metazoa; Chordata; Mammalia; Dasyuromorphia; Dasyuridae
Gene: PHLDA1
Product: pleckstrin homology like domain family A member 1
Exons: 2
Coding region: 289-933 (214 amino acids)
Biological process (GO): positive regulation of apoptotic process
Cellular component (GO): nucleus
Molecular function (GO): phosphatidylinositol phosphate binding
Source: RefSeq, a predicted model, not a curated record